AUGCCCACCUUCUUCUUGUUCCUCCUCUUCUUAUCCUGCGCCCUCCGCCCCAUAUACUCCACCGGCACUGGCACCACCCACAACCGCCGCAUUCUCCAUCAACCCUUUCAACCACAAGAGUCCAUACCCCCAUCACAACCCCCUGUGCCCUCACCCCCCACCACCCCUAAAUACCCUUUUUCAACUGCUACUACUCCUAACAACACUCCAUUUUUUCCGUCCUAUCCAUCGCCGCCGUCGCCGCCAUCGCCGGCUUCUUUUGCUUCGUUUCCGGCGAAUAUCUCGUCACUCAAUCUUCCACAGCCUUCAAAGUCAAAAUCCGCUUCAUCUAAGCUCAUAGUUGCGGCCGUCGCCGCCGUACUUGCCGCCGUCGCCAUUGUUGCUAUUGUUGUGUUCCUCCACUUCCGCAGGCGAAGAAAUCAAUCUUCUAAUGAAUCGAAAAGCCAACUAUCUGAUAAUUACAGCAGUGCUCGAUUUAAUAACGCCCCGAAUAACAACCAUAUCCCGAAGCUCCAGAGGCCAUCGCAAUCUAGUUCAGAGUUUCUCUACCUGGGUACUUUGGUUAAUUCACAUGGUGGAAGUGUUAUUGGUUCGCGCAAUGUUUACAAUGGAAGCAGAACCAGUGAUAGUAACGCUUCAAAUUCGCGAAAGUUGGACUCGCCGGAGCUACACCCGUUGCCACCGUUGAAAACGCAUAGUUUCCAGCAUAAUUACAGAAACACGGAGGCGGCUUCUAGUAAAGAUGAGGAAGAUGAGGAGUUUUACUCUCCCAAAGGAUCGUUAAAUGGCAGGGAAAGCUCUAUUGGUACUGGAUCGGCUUCCAGGAGGGCUUUUGCAGCUGUAGAGGUGGGGAAUUUUAACGGUUCUACUUCAAAUUCUUCGUCCACUUACUCUUCAUCGGUAACUGGUUCCGGGUCCGCAUCUCCGGUUAGAUCCGUGUCGUUGAGCGUUUCUCCGGCGAUUAGUUUGAGCCCGAGAAAUUCGAUUCUCAAGUCGCCGGACUUGAUCGAGAUUCAGAUGGCUCCAGCGCUGAUGCAAACGACAAUGGCAUCAGAGCCUGCUCCUAGUGGCUUGGUGCUUAGGGAAUCUGCGUCGCCUUCGCCGCCGAGUUCAUCGUCGCCGGAGAGAUAUUCGAGGAGAAGUGUAGAAUCUUCGCCCAGGAUUUCAAAUGCUUCGGAUCAGAAUGUGCAGUCUCCAGUAAGAAUCAGUAGCCCUGUCCAGCAAAAUGUGACUAUUAUACCACCUCCGCCUCCUGCUGCUGCAGUGCAUCUCUCUGUUCCAAAGCCACCUCCUGCACCUGUUUCUGUUCCACCACAGGCUCCACCACCCCCACCCAGUAAACUCUGGGAGAGUCCAAGGACUCCAAUUCCGCCUGCUAAAAAGCAGGUGUUGGGGCCACCUGUUUUCAUAACGCCUUUCAGACCAAUGAGUAUCGACACUCCUCCAUUGAUUUCUCCAAUCGAGUUGCCUUCUAGUAAUUCAGAAACUGUUUCAAAUGAGAAGCAAUUUUCCAACGAGUCCAUGGAGAAAAGUGAGGAGACUACUCCUAAGCCAAAAUUGAAGCCACUGCAUUGGGAUAAAGUAAGAGCAAGCUCUGAUCGUGAAAUGGUGUGGGAUCAACUUAAAUCCAGCUCAUUUAAAUUGAAUGAGGAGAUGAUUGAGACAUUGUUCGUUGUGAAUACCCCAAAUCCAAAUCCGAAGGAAAUGGCCAAGCGGCCAGUUCUUCCCUCGCCUAACCAAGACAAUGGUAAUCGGGUACUUGAUCCAAAGAAAUCUCAAAAUAUUGCCAUUCUGUUGAGGGCACUCAAUGUCACUGUAGAUGAAGUUUGUGAAGCCCUUUUAGAAGGUAAUGCAGAUACUCUUGGUACUGAACUUCUAGAGAGUUUGUUGAAGAUGGCUCCAACCAAGGAAGAAGAACGUAAGCUAAAAGAAUACAAAGAUGAUUCUCCAAGCAAGAUUGGGGCUGCCGAGAGAUUUUUGAAGGCGGUUCUUGAUAUACCUCAUGCAUUCAAAAGACUAGACGCAAUGCUAUACAUAUCCAAUUUCGAUUCGGAGCUUGAAUACCUCAAAAAGUCAUUUGAAACUCUGGAGACAGCUUGUGAAGAAUUGAGGACAAACAGGAUGUUCUUAAAACUUCUAGAAGCAGUUUUGAAGACAGGAAAUCGCAUGAAUGUUGGAACAAAUCGGGGUGCUGCACAUGCCUUUAAGCUAGACACACUACUCAAACUUGUAGAUGUCAAAGGAGCCGAUGGGAAAACCACACUUCUGCAUUUUGUUGUUCAGGAGAUAAUAAGAAGUGAAGGUGCCCGUCUUUCUACUGGGAACAACAACGACAAGUCAUCUGUAAACGAUGAUGCCAAGUGCAGGAAGCUUGGCCUUCAAGUCGUGUCAAGUCUCAGCUCAGAGCUCUCAAAUGUAAAGAAAGCUGCUGCCAUGGAUGCGGAAGUGCUUAGUAGUGAUGUGUCCAAGCUUUCAAAAGGAAUUGGGAACAUUGCAGAAAUUGUAAGACUAAAUGAAGCAAUACCUUUGCAGGAAGGUAGCAGCCAUAGAUUUUCUGAGUCUAUGAACAGUUUCAUGAAAAAAGCCGAUGAAGAGAUUAUAAAGAUUCAAGCCCAAGAAAGUGUUGCUCUGUCUCUAGUGAAGGAAAUUACCGAAUACUUCCAUGGAAACUCAGCCAUGGAAGAGGCUCAUCCUUUCCGAAUCUUCAUGGUCGUCAGAGACUUUUUAACUGUUCUUGAUCGGGUAUGCAAGGAAGUUGGAAUGAUAAAUGAACGAACAAUAGUCAGUCAUGCCCACAAAUUUCCAGUUCCUGUGAAUCCAUUGCUACAACAAGUUUCAGGUGGAUUCCCUGUUAAGAGGCAAGACACUUCAUCAGACGAGGAGUCCACAUCCCCUUAA
This is a messenger RNA of Fraxinus pennsylvanica, 2898 nucleotides long. The record is from the annotation of a GenBank genome assembly. Lineage: Eukaryota; Viridiplantae; Streptophyta; Magnoliopsida; Lamiales; Oleaceae.